AUGGAAAAUAGACCGAACGACUUCGACAAGCAAGAGCUAUUGAGGCAUCUCUCGACCGUCCCUGCACAAACAAUUCUCCGUCAUCUGCAAGAAGAUACAAUCCUGGAGAUCGCCACCAAGUGUUUCGAAGACAAAAUGGAAGAGAGCAAUAUGAGACAAUACUCAGAGUCUCAAUCGGCGCCUCAUUACAUGGAGCUGCAAAGAGCCUUGCCACAGAAGAAGAGCAACAGCAAACAGGUUGGAGACCGCGCAAAACGGCCUCUAAAUGCUUUCAUUGCAUUUAGAAGCUAUUACGUGAAACUAUUUCCAGAGUCGCAGCAAAAGGCCGCGUCAGGCUUUCUCACUACGCUCUGGAGCAAAGACCCGUUCAGAAACCGCUGGGCAAUGAUCGCGAAGGUCUAUUCUUUCGUUCGUGACGAGAUGGGCAAAGCAAAGGCUCCUCUAUCAUCAUUUUUGAUGGCCGCUUGCCCAGCCAUGGACAUCUUGCCUCCCGAUGAAUAUCUCCGGGUCCUCGGCUGGGCUGUCGAGGAUUCCGAGAAUGGAACCAAGAAGCUUGUUCAAAAAGAAGAGCUGCGAGUGCCCAAGGAAACCACAAAACCAUGCCCAGAUUCGGAGUUGGAACUGUUUCAAGGAAUGAUUGAGCUGGGAUACAUGCCGGAUGAGAAUAUCCUCCUAUUGGAGGCCCUUCUGGCUCAGGAUAACCGUUCAAAUCUUACUUCAACAAUCUCCAUCGCCUCGCGCGCCUCCGUCGAAACGAACCAAGACCGACUCCCGCAGAACAUAGCUGAAAGCGCAUUGACAUCAGAGCAAAAGGUUUUUGCAACCCAGGCAGAAGUUCCUAUAUACACACCAAGCCUGGAUGCCUCAACACCUUGCUGCGAGACUCCGCGCUUCUUAGAAGAGACAACGACGCCGUCCACUUGCACAUCCAUACCCACCCCUCCACCGCAGCCCGCGGCUCUCUUGCCGUCAAUCUCAACGCCGUCGCAUUCGUCGGGCAUGCUGUCUGCUGUGCCCGUUUCUACCGCGGAACCCACGCCAGGGCCAGUCGCUGAAUCUUACUUCCGGCCUUACUAUUACAACCUCGUUACUGACGACUCCCUUGCUUGUUCCCCUGCAUCGUCACUGAGUGGAAAUGAUGGCCUUAUUACCUACCCUACCUCGCAUCCUGGCUAUACCGGAACAGCCUCGCUACCUGCUGUCCUGAGCUUGGAAGGCGUGGCAGACCACCAAGCUUUCAAUAUUGACUGUCCGUGGGAUAUUGACGCUGUACUGAGCCAAUGUCCGCAACCGCUAAGCACGGAUCGACUCUUUGUUCAUUCCAGUGGUACAGAGUAUGACCCACACGAGGAUUUUCACUAUACUUUUUGA
This is a messenger RNA of Beauveria bassiana ARSEF 2860, 1371 nucleotides long. RefSeq names its product Mating-type protein MAT1-1-1. Gene Ontology annotation, molecular function: DNA binding, bending. Bases 1 to 1371 code for a protein of 456 amino acids. Gene Ontology annotation, biological process: positive regulation of mating-type specific transcription, DNA-templated. Gene Ontology annotation, cellular component: nucleus. Lineage: Eukaryota; Fungi; Ascomycota; Sordariomycetes; Hypocreales; Cordycipitaceae. The record is from RefSeq and is a predicted model, not a curated record. The transcript is spliced from 3 exons.